AUGGGUAAGAAAACUAAAAACAGCCCAGUUUCAUCUGUGGACACAAUGGGCAACUCUACCACCGACAUCAACGUCUCUCUCGAGCCUCAUCUCAUCGCCUCUCUGCAAGUUGUAUAUCCCCUCCUGCCUCACCAACUCGCUCAAGAACUCUGUCCGUUUCUCUCAGAUCCACCCCCCGCAAUCAUUCCAUACAAUGUCUUGUAUGCACUCUCUCAAUGGGCCCGCACAGAGCAGUCCCAGACAACACUCAGGUCCAAAGGUCUUGAGCCCCAUGCUUUCUCUAUGAUAUCUCUCCUAGCUGGCACCAUCACCUCUCCAGAACGCAAAUUCGGCGACUAUGUUCCUCCCAAGGAGCCAGAAGACAUCGCCGCUGAACGCAUACGAGAAAGAAAGGCUAUCACCGUUUUGCUCAAUGCCCUCCUCAGCAUCGCAGGCGUAGCUUUCGCUGCUUGGUGGGCGGCCGAUAAAACUGGAUGGGCGAACGAAUGGCGAGUGCUUUUCGCCCUCUUUGCUGCCAUCGUUGUUGCAUUAGCCGAGGCCGUCCUCUACAUAAUCUGGCAGUCACGCCAAUCUAAAUCCCCCAAGGCAAGGAGGCGGUUGGCGAGGCACAAGAAAGUGGACCAACCACCUGAAUCCAAUUCCACGGAACAUUCGCAACGGACAUCCGAGUCCGAGUCCGUACAUGAAAAGUCCACCUUGCGGCAGAGGCGGCCAUGA
Psilocybe cubensis is the source of this 717-nucleotide messenger RNA. RefSeq lists its product as uncharacterized. Gene Ontology annotation, biological process: vacuolar proton-transporting V-type ATPase complex assembly. The coding region runs from base 1 to 717 and encodes 238 amino acids. NCBI's taxonomy places the organism in Eukaryota, Fungi, Basidiomycota, Agaricomycetes, Agaricales, Agrocybaceae. The record is from RefSeq and is a predicted model, not a curated record. The transcript has 2 exons. Gene Ontology annotation, cellular component: endomembrane system.